Botrytis fragariae is the source of this 936-nucleotide messenger RNA. Its product is annotated as putative n-methyltransferase protein. Lineage: Eukaryota; Fungi; Ascomycota; Leotiomycetes; Helotiales; Sclerotiniaceae. The transcript is spliced from 4 exons. The coding region runs from base 1 to 936 and encodes 311 amino acids. The record is from RefSeq and is a predicted model, not a curated record.
AUGGAAAUUGCAGCGGUAGAAAAGGUGAUUGCCAUCGCCAAGUUGCCGACUACCCCAGUCACUACAGUUGAGAUAGAAUCACCAGAUCAGGAACUUUACUUGCUUAAUAGAAGAGACGAGGAAGAGAGAGACAGGCUAGACCAACAGAGCAAAGCCAUUAAGGUCAUCAGAGGCGGACACGUCCUUGACCCCCGAAUCCCCAAGCAAAAUGUGUCCAGAGUAGCAGAUAUAGCAACAGGUACCGGUAUCUGGCUCAGGGAAUUAGCUGAGGAAUUUGCGAAUGGAGGACACAACCUUCUGGAGACAGUAGGGUUCGACAUCUCUCCCGACCAAUUCCCCAAGAAUGCUGCUCGGGAAAAUAAGUUUGUAUUAUGGGACAUGACGAAGAGUUUCCCUAAAGAAUACCACGGUACCUUUGAUGUCGUGCACAUACGACUCGUGGUGCUCGCCCUGAAAGUCGAACAGAUCAAAGGCGUUGUGGAAAAUUUAGUCAAGUUACUCAAACCCGGUGGAUAUCUCCAAUGGACCGACAUGUCCUACCGCAACGGCCUCAAGAUAACACACUCCGCUGAUGAAAGCGAGCCCUUGUGGAAAACCGGGGUAGACAAGAUGUUCAAGCACUGGGGCGACCAAGGAUUUUCCUACGAUCCACCUGACGACGUCGAAAGGAUUCUCCAAAAUUUACCCGUGGAGGAUGUGCAUGUGACUGACCACACAUUUGCACCGUAUCACAAACCAGAAAUAAACGACCUGGUGACUGAGUGGCAAUCGCGCGCCAAAGCGCUGAUUAUAGAAUUGCUAUCGUCUCGGAAUGGAUCGAGUGACGAAGAAGCGAAGAUGGCUGCGUAUCUCUAUCGGAAGAAGGCGGUCGAGAUGAGAAAGCGGGGAGUAAUAUGGAGGUCACCGAUGGCAACUUUGGUUGCUCGAAAGGAGUAG